Cynoglossus semilaevis (tongue sole) is the source of this 4140-nucleotide messenger RNA. RefSeq names its product solute carrier family 2 member 12 (gene slc2a12). Gene Ontology annotation, cellular component: membrane. Gene Ontology annotation, biological process: D-glucose transmembrane transport; circulatory system development. Lineage: Eukaryota; Metazoa; Chordata; Actinopteri; Pleuronectiformes; Cynoglossidae. The transcript is spliced from 6 exons. The coding region runs from base 261 to 2003 and encodes 580 amino acids. The record is from RefSeq and is a predicted model, not a curated record. Gene Ontology annotation, molecular function: D-glucose transmembrane transporter activity.
GCGGUGGGCGUGGUUAUGACGCCGCUUCAGCAAAACAAGUUGGACUUUUACAGAAGCGAGAAAAGGGCAGAGAGACACAGACAUACAUACAGAGAAAGAAAUAGAGAGAGUUAAAGGGAGAGUACGAGAGAGAGAGAGGGCGAAGGGAGGCCGAGGAAAAGUUAGAGAGCUCUGACCGAGACCGGACCGAAUGGACCCAGAAACCCGGCUCUGAUCUAAGGGGACCAAACACAGGUCUAUGCUGUUCCUGGUGGUUAACAAUGGAUCCCAACAGUGAGACCAGGAUCAUGAUGGCUUCUCACCUCAAUGGCAACCCGUCCUGCGAGAACCAGAAGACGGACCCUCGCAAGAGUCCGGGUUGCAGCUGGUUGGUGGUGGUAGCAGCUGUUGCAGCCUCCCUGAGUGGCCUGAUGCUGGGCUAUGAGAUGGGUCUGACCUCUGGGGUGUUGUUACAGCUGCGUGGACUCCUCGCCCUCUCCUGUCGAGAACAGGAACUGCUGGUCAGUUCCCACCUGUUCGGCGCUCUCCUCAUCUGCCUGGCUGGGGGUCCAAUACUUGACCGUUACGGACGCCGCUGUUCUUUGCUCCUCAGUGGUGCCCUGGUGGUGGCAGGGACAGUUUUACUCAUAGCCGUGACCUCUUUUAUCGCGGUCACGCUGGGCCGAGUGAUAAUCGGCAUGGGAACAGCACUGUCAGGCACAGCAGCGUGUCUCUACAUUGCAGAAAUCUCUCCAAGGGAGAGGAGGGGUCUCCUGGUGACUCUGUAUGAACUGAUGCUGGUUAUAGGAGUUAUGCUGGGAUUCAGUUGUAGUUACGCCUUCGCCACUUUACCCCAUGGAUGGGUAUACACCUUUGGACUGGUGAUCCCCCCAGCGCUGUUGCAAAUAGGGGCGCUCCUAUUCCUACCAUGUAGCCCACGGUUCCUGGUUGCUCAGGGCAAACUGGAGCAAGCAAAGUUGGUUCUGGGUAAAAUGAGGGGAGGGGUCACAGAACUUGUGGAGGCAGAGCUUACAAACAUCCAGGCUGGACUCAAAGAGGAAUCAGAGCACAGUUUCUUGGAGUUGUUCAGUGCCAAGGCCAACCUGCGUUCACGGCUGCUAACAGGCAUAGCUUUGGUUUUCCUCCAGCAGGCCACCGGUCAGCCUAACAUCCUCUCUUAUGCUUCGCCGCUUCUCCGAAGCGUUGGCUUCAACAGUGACGCUGCAGCCACCCUGGCCUCCACCGGAUUUGGAGUGGUCAAAGUCGUGGGCACCAUCCCUGCGGUGUUGCUGGUCGAUCGCGUGGGACCCAAAAGCUUUUUGUGUGUGGGUGCCGUGGCGAUGGGAUUGUCAUUAGCUGUACUGGGUACAGUGACGGUGCAGAGUCACACGCAGCUCAGCAGUCUGUGUAAAAGUCAAACAACGCCAAACCUCACUCACACAUCACUGGAAUUUAACAGGAACUUCACAGCGCCAGACAACACUGAUCUUUAUUCUUCACAUUUCUCCAACAAGUGGAGUAGUGAGGAGAAACUAAGGACCGACACAGAGGAUGAUGAGAUUUGGGAGUCAGGAGGAGGAACAACUGGAGUAGAAGUGUCUUCUUCCCUCAAAUGGGCCUCAUUGAUCAGUCUGCUGGUGUAUGUGGCAGCGUUCUCCAUUAGCCUCGGGCCAAUGGUCUACGUGGUCAUCAGUGAGAUCUUUCCAAUGGGAGUCAGGGGCAGAGCUGUGUCCGUGGUGUCAGCUGUAAACUGGGCCACAAACCUGCUCAUCUCCAUGACCUUCCUCACAAUUACUGAAAAAUUUGGUCUCCCCAACGUCAUGUUCCUUUACGCUGCUAUGAGCUUUGUUCUCCUGGUGUUCGUCAUUCUCUGUAUCCCAGAAACCAAAGGUCGCACACUGGAGGAGAUAUCGAAGGAACUUGCUAAGAAAAAACAUUUCCACAUGAGUCUCUGUAAGCGGCCGCAGCUUCGGGACAGCCUGAUUCGCAGCAGCGCGGCCACAGAGACGCCAACGAACAUCUGAGACCCUCACCACCACCACCUCACUUCACAGCUUCACACUUUAAGAGAACAAGAACAAGCAACUGGACAGACAUGACAGCAGUUUCCUGUAGAAAUGUGAUCAAAAACAAAAAAGAGUUAAGUAACUUUGCAGUUUUAUCUACUACCAACUUGAAGAAAAUAUUCUUAGUUGUCGCCUAGCAAACCACACAGACCAAAAAAAAAAGUAUAACUUAAUUACAGGUAGCCUGUCAAGACACGUCUGUUGAUUGUUUCAGAACCCAACAUUACAAAGAAUUCAAGCAUGUCACCAUUUACGGUUUGUAACGUUGUCAGAAACAUUCAGCUCAGACACUUCAACGAGUUGGUUCCAUUGAUUCCAAUGAUUUUCAAUGGGAACUAACUACAAAUAGUGCCAUGUCAUUUUGAAGAAAUUAUCAAAGUGUGUAAAUGUAGACAUGGAAGGUCUAGAUCUGUUUUCCAGUCUGUAACUGAGGACUUUCAAGCACCAAGAGCGGGCAAAAUGCAAUCUGUCCUGGAGUGUGCAGCAGGUUCACAUUGAGUUACAGCCACACUAAACAUUAGCCUUCCACUGCUGCUGUGAAAAGACAGAGCUGCACUGAUGACUAAUGCACAUGUAUUACUACAAAUACUAGAGCUCAGGGCUUUCACUGUUGUUUGUCAACUAACAGAUCACUCACUGCUUUUCCACGUAAGGUAAAAAGAUGUUUCUAAAGUACUCAGAAUGUUGUCAAACCACAGUUGGAAUUGGAAUCGUAGCACAACCACUGGCAUGACAUCUAACAUUUGGACUUGACACAGGAAACCAAACUCAUGUUCUACUAGUCAUUCACACAUACGGCCAUUUGUACAGAUUCUUAAAGCGAGACCUGAUCCACACUUCUCAUUAGGUUCCAUGUGAAGUAAUAAAAUAAUGCAGCUGAACCAGUCACACCUGUUAUAACAUGGGUUGUAGACAACAGCAGGAAGCAGAAGCUCACACAACAACUCAGGAUAUGACGAGUCUCAUUUUUUACGGGAGCAAAACAAAAGAUGCUCUGUUCAUGCUGUUUAAAAAAAAAACUGUGUUAAUUGAUGCCAAACUUCAGUUAGCCGAUUAACACGCUGAAUGUUUUACCGCAAGGAAUGAUGUGUGAAACUUUUUAUGAGGAAAUUUGCACAUUUUUUUAAAAUCGUGACUAUGAUUGUAAAUAUUAUGUAUGGCAAAUUGACAUUUCUUUGGUUUUCUGUAUAAAUGACAUCAGUGGUCUCCAGCCAACACUACCUGGGUGCAGAUGAGCGUCCAGCCAGGAAAGAGGAAUGGCUGUUCACUAGCAGCGUGUCAGAAAGUUUAUUUUCACUGUGAUGUGGCGUUGUUUUGUCCAAUAGAGCUGCACUACAUUUACUGUACUGUAGUCAUGUAAAUGUACGUCAUUGUAAAGAGCUUUUCUUUUCUCUUUCGCCACCUGAGAGUUGCAGCCAAAAGUGACACUAAAGCCAUCAGCUGGCACCACCUGUGGGCUGUACAAAGCAGAUUUUAUUGUAACAUAAUUUUAAUUAAAGGGGUUUGAUGAAAAAUAAUGCAAAUUAUAUAUUAAUAAUCUCACAGGCCAUGAGUUUGGGACCUCUGUUAAUCAGUACUUGUGAAAACAAAAAUACAUUUUAACAAAAAAUGGAUGAAAAGGUUGAAUGGCUGCAUCUGUUUUAUCAUCAACCUUUAUUAUUUGUACAAAAUACAAAAAUGUCACACAUACUGUGUUUACAGUCUAUUUAACUCAAAUACAAAGUUUCCGAUCAGACGCUUUAAUUAUUUACAUAUAUGUUACCUCUAUACAGAUGUCCCAGCCAGCACAAAUGCAGAUACAACUGCAGUUUUCACUGAACACUGUGAAGCCAUCCCAGGUUAAUAUCCACUUACAUACAAUGCUGGGCAGACGCCUAAGCAUUCCACACAUGACAACACCUUGUUGUUUGACGCCUUCACAUAUUUGGAACCUAGAAUGCCUAGUCUCCUGGUUAGUCUCAGUAACCAGAAACUCCCAAAACAACCCAUCACUCACCAAAACAAAGACAAAAAAAAAACAAUUCCAACAAUCUUCAUGUAAGACCCAUUCUGUACAUUUAAAAACAUCAAAAUAAAUAUAGUUCUUGAAAGUUAA